AGGAUCUUCAGGCUUGGUUAUAAAAUAUUCAGCGGUGAGAAAAGGAUCCGCAGGAGCCCGGGCCUGAGAUGAGCUUAGAGUCCUUGUUUCAGCACAUCAUCUUCACCGAGCAUCAGGCGGAGGAGAGUCGCCGUUUGAUUCGAGAAGGAAGAUCGGAAAUAACUCGAUGUCGUGAAAAAAUUAAGAAAGCAACAGAAACGCUGAAUGAAGAGAAAAUCAAGUUGGAAUCUAAGGCUCAACAGUUUUCUGAAAAAUCCUUCCUCUUACAGCUUUUGAAAACGCAUGAAAAUGCUUUAGAAAGGCAAUGCAGUGAAAUUACAAACCAAAGGAAUAUGCUUCUCCAAACCUUUGAGGCUACAAAGAAAAAAGCAAUAGAGGAGGAGGAAAAAUUUAUUAAGGAUAUUUCAGACUUCAAUAAUGAGUAUGAAAUAACAAAGAAAAGAGAACUUUUAAUGAAAGAAAAUGUCAAGAUUGAAAUAUCUAACUUAGAAAACCAGGCAAACAUUUUGAAAAUGGAAAUGAAAACAAUGGAACAUGAUAGUGGCUGGUUAAAUGAACUCCAAAAACAAAAGAGCGAAUUGGCACAAGAGUUACUUACUCUCCAGAGAAAACUUAAAGCUUUUGAAAAUGAAGAGAAGGAAUCCAUUUAUACUACCAAAUACCUAGAGGCAGAAAAAAUAAAAAUCAGUGAAAAGCCUCAAAAUGAUGCAGAUUGCUUAAGACUUAAAAAAGAAUUAGAACUGUAUAAGGAAGAUGACUUGGAAAGUGUUUAUGAAGCUCUCCAAACAGAAAUAGAAUUUUUGGAGCUGACAUUGGCACAGAAAAAUCUUCAUAAAAACAACUUCUAG
Messenger RNA from Otolemur garnettii (small-eared galago), 848 nucleotides. It is a transcript of the gene CCDC172, whose product is annotated as coiled-coil domain containing 172. Lineage: Eukaryota; Metazoa; Chordata; Mammalia; Primates; Galagidae. Gene Ontology annotation, cellular component: cytoplasm. Bases 69 to 848 code for a protein of 259 amino acids. The transcript is spliced from 8 exons. The record is from RefSeq and is a predicted model, not a curated record.